AUGUCGGAAAAUAUGUUACGUGAUAUUGACAAGGAACAAUUGGAGCGUCUUCUGCGUUCAAUUGCCGAAAAUUCCAUGACAUAUUAUUUUCUGUGGGAUGAGAUAAAUGGAAUUUCUGAAUCUCAGAAAUCAUGCGAACUGUUUUCUAAUUUGACACGUGAAUAUUACUUUAAGCUGAUUUUUUACUAUCUGAAACAGUAUAGAUUUAUACAUGAGCAAAUGAAAUUUGUGAAAAUGCCGAAGACAGAACUAAUUUUGGAAAAACAACUUUUGAUCAUGGCGCAAUAUGUUCAGCCACAUGUCUCUUAUUCGGCCAUAAACACGUGGUUAGAUAGCAUAACCCGGACAGUACUAUCUCGCCUGAAAAAUGAAUAUCCACGUCAUUCUAUUUGCUUUACAACUUCAGAGAAAUUUUCUUUUUGGAGAGAUAAAAAUAUUGAGGAUAAUUUCUGGAAUGAAAUAGAAUCAAGACAAAUUAUGCGCGUGCUUGAAAGAUAUAUAUUUUCCGAAUUAGAGAUUCCUGAAUUGCAUGAAAUAUUAAUGACGUUAGAUUUCGAAGCCGAAUAUAUAGAACAAGUGGCAGAAUAUUUUCGAAAACUUCUAUCGACUGUCACGUAUCACAUUGUAGCUAGAAGACUCGGCAUACAUACACUUCUGAGAGCUUUCUAUGAAGAGAAUAUUGCAGUUAUAUGGAAACCAAAAUAUAAAACAAACAAUUGGAGUGAUGCAGAGCUCUUUUAUAUAAAUCUGAAUUCCAUUCUACUUUAUCCAUCAAACGUUAUCAGAAGACAUUCAAUUAAUAAAAAUUUAUACAUAAAUCAUUCACAAUUUAUUCAGGAAAUAAAAAACAUAAUAUUACAUUUCUAUAAUAAACUAAUAGAUGAUUAUCGAUUAAAUUUCAUUUUCAUUCAAGAAGUGGAAUUCAAAUGGAAUUUUAAGUGGACAUUAAUCUUCAAUUUUCUACGACAACAUUUAAUGACCGAUGUCGAAGACGUAAAUAUUGAGGUUAUAUAUAAAAAUAUUACUAGUGCAAUAGAGGUUAGAUCUAACAGAGUAAAAAAAUUAUUAAAUAAGAGGACGAGAAAUGUUAAAUUUGCCAUCGGAAUGAUUGUAACGCAUUUGCACGAUAACCCUGUAAACUUUAAUGAUCAUGAUGGCGUAAUAAUUGGAUGGCAUCGUAAAUGUGAUGUGAAAAAUAAAUUCAAAAAUAAAUUAAGCAAAACUAAUACUUUCCCAUAUCUAUAUCAAUGCCCUGAAAUUUAUUACGUCUGCGGAAAUUCACGAUUUAACUGUGAUACUCCUGAACAGCUGCACUACAUUAUUCUCACCGAGAAUAAUCAAAUUUGUUAUGUGCGACAAAGUCUACUAUGCAUAUGUCAUCCAAAACAAAUCAAUAACGUAGAAAUUGGAAAAUACUUCUCCAGAUUUGAAGGUACGCAUUACGUACCGAAUGAAAACUUAAGACAAUGCUAUCCAGAAGAUACCGCUGCAAUUCCAAAUAUACUUGCUGAAAAAGCUAGUUAUAACUUAAUACUACCUUGGCCUUAG
Molecule: messenger RNA, 1548 nt
Organism: Cataglyphis hispanica
Lineage: Eukaryota; Metazoa; Arthropoda; Insecta; Hymenoptera; Formicidae
Product: F-box only protein 21-like
Exons: 7
Coding region: 1-1548 (515 amino acids)
Molecular function (GO): DNA binding
Source: RefSeq, a predicted model, not a curated record